GCUAACGACAGCUAACAUCGCCCGAUGGUGGUAAUGUUAACUCAUUGUUAUGGCUGGGAGAGCUAGCAGGCUAGGUGUCUGUCAAAACAUAGUCUGACAGUGUAAUUGUACAUUUCUAAUGGAUUAACACUGAUGAGACACAACCGACAGAGCUUUUUGCAGCAAUUUGUAACUUAUCCGUAUAUAGAGUCGGUUGAGUAGGUAGUAAGGAUACACUGUGGCUCAGUCACGGAAACAAAUUUAAUCACAAACUCAAAAUCUGCUUUUACUUUCCAAUGCAAUCACUCUUUAUGAAUUGCAUUCUUCUUUCAGAAUUAGAUAUCCAGAGCAAUUGAAAAUGCAUAUGGAACAAGUAUAAUGAUCAAAAACAUUUAGAGGUUUGGUGCAGUUUCCAUCACAGAAAAAACAUUCAGAGGUUUUAAUCUGCUUUGAGUAACAACAUUAUCAACAACAUACUGGACAACUGAGGAAAACAUUAUGUAUCCUAACCCACAGUGACAAGCUGUCACACAAGUUUGACAAGCACUAAUUGUUUUUCCGUCCAUGCAUUUCGCGGGGGCAGCAGACUAAGAAAGGUAUCCCAGUCGCCCCUCUCCCCAGCAACGUAUUCCAGUUAGUUCUGGGAUUUUUUUUCCUGUUAAGUGUAACUUAUGCACCAGUAAAGACUUCUAGAUGACUAGAUUUUUUUCUAAAGAGGCCUAUAGAGUAGACAGACUAAACAACCAUGCUUGGUUUGUCAUUGAUAUGCAUAAAAUAGCAUUUAUUUGUUAUAUUAUGAUAAUAAUGGAUGCCAAAAAUAUAUUGAACUUGUUGUUUGGCUCACUACAACAAUGUGACAUCAGCUGUUAUCAAUCUUAGCAAUUUGUUAACUGAUUCCUUUCUUUUCCCAGCUGUAGCAGAAUGGAAUUACCAGCACAAACUUGUUUUGAGUGGUACUGCAUAAGGACGCGGCUCUGUUUCAGCCCUCAAAACAAGGAGCCAUAAACUCCAUGCAUUGUGUGAAGUCAAUUACUUUUCAGAAAAAAACAAAUUGCACUCAAAAAGAGACACUCAAAGGACAGAUAUGUUUGCCAAGUUGAAGAAGAAGAUUGCAGAGGAGGCGGCCACAGCCCCUCGGAGUGGUGUUCGUAUACCACGCACCAUCAGCAAGGAAUCCAUCACCUCAGUUGGGGCAGACUCAGGGGAUGACUUUGCAUCCGAUGGCAGCAGUUCGAGGGACGACCUGCCAGCACAGCUUCUCAGAAGGAAUGAUCAGAUACGGAAGCUUGAGGCUAAGCUAUCAGACUACGCUGAGCAGCUACGAAUUAUGCAGAAGACCAAGGACAAGCUUGAAAUUGCAUUAGAAAAGCAUCAGGAUUCAUCCAUAAAGAAACUUCAAGAGCAGAAUGAGUCUCACCAGGUGGGCAGAGCCAAAAUGGCAGAGGGGAUGGCUCUGGCACUAGAAAAGAAGGAUCAGGAAUGGAUGGAGAAAAUGACUAAUGUGGAAAAGGAGAAGGCUUCCCUGUCAGCCCGGUUAGAGGAGAUGAUGGAGCAAAGCUUGGUACUAUUCCAGAAAAGGGAUGACCUCGAUGAACUGGAGGGCUUUCAGCAGCAGGAACUCGCUAAAGUUAAACACAUGUUGCUGAAGAAGGAAGAGCAGCUGAACCAGCAGGAUCAGGAGCUCCAGCAAAAGGACGCUGACGUUCAGUCGGCAAAGCAAGGGCUGUCUGAGGCUCGAAGGAAACUCCAGACUCUGGAACAGCAGCAUGAGGAGAGCUGCAGACUCAACUCUGAGCUCGAAAUAGAGCGAGAGGAACUGCUUCUGCUCAGAGAGGAGGCAGACAAGAAGAUCAGUGAGCUGGAGGGACGCUGCCAGGAGCUGCAGGCAGUCAUCCAGCAGGUCUCUGAAGACUUCCAGAAGUCACAGAGUAUGGUGUCGACUCUAGAGCAGUCCCUACAGGAAUUACAGGCUGAACACGACGCGCUGAAGCUGCAACAACAAAAGGCUGCUGUAACAGAGGAGGACAAGGAGCGCUUGUUAGUGGAUCUUCAGAAGAAAGUGACGUCUCUGGAUAGAAGGCUGCAGGGGAACCUGAGCCAGGACGAGCAUCUACAGGAGCUUCUCCAGGAGAAGUCCAGCCUUGAACAAUGUGUGGAAGAGAGCAGAACAGAGCUGCUGGUGUUACGGACAAACCAUGCUGAUACUGUCAGCUCUCUGGAGACACAGAUAUCCAAAAUGAGCUGCACCAUCACUGAGCUGCAGACCCUUCUCCGACACAAAGACGACUCCUCCAGAGCCUACAAAGAGAGAACAGACACACAAAUAGCUAAUUUGGAGCAGAAAUUCGAAGAGAGUAGUGAGAGACUGAAGAGUGCAGAGCAUCAAAUCACAGAGAAACAGCAGCUCAUGGAUAAACUGCAAGGAGAGUGGAGUGCAGAGAAAGCCUUUCUGGAUCAGCAGGUGUGUUUGUUAGAGCAGCAGAGUCAGGAGAAGGCCAGCCGCCUGGAGGAAACCAUUACAUCUCUACAGACAGAAACACAGAUGCUGCAUGACAACAUGGCUGAUCUGGACAAGCAGAGGAGCGAGGCAAGCUCCACUCUCAGCCAGCAGAUGGAAGAACUGGAACAGUGCAGGGCGGAGCUGAGCAGCCGGCAGACGGUGAGCACGGAAAUUGCAAAAGCUCUAGAAGAAACAAGACGACAGAAGGAGGAGCUGCAAACACAGGUUGGAGAGCUGACCACAUCACUACAGACCUCACAGCAGGAACUGUCCAGUGUCACUGAGAAGCUAGCACUGAGAGAGGAAGACAUCAAAACACUCAAGAACGAGGUGCAGUGUCGGCAGGCAUCACUGGUCCAACUACAGGAGGAGGUGGAGCAGCAGAGAGUCCAGAUGGAGCAGAUGGAGCUGGACAAAGACUCCCAGCUGAUCAGCCUAAAGGAGGAGCUGGUCAGCCAGACACAGCAGCUAGAUGCCUGCCAGGCACGGAUCUCAUACCUGGAGGUCGAAGUGGAGACCUUAACGGAACAACUUCACAGCCCUGAAGUGUGUGAGGAGGAUCAGAACGGUAGCGUGACGGUGGAUGAUCUGGAUCACAUUCAGAAGGUCAACCGAGAGCUAGAGCAGCAGCUCACAGACAAAAGCAGGACCAUCAAGCAGCUGCAGCAGAGACUGGCAGAACUGAAGAGGACACUGCAGAAGGAACUGAAACUAAAGGCUGAGCCAGAAGCUGAAGGGAAAGAGAAGGUUCCAGAAAGCCGAGCAGAAAAACAAGAGAAGUUUUGUGCAGACCUGCUACCAACCUGCACACUAAGCCCCCCGACCUCCAAAACCACAGUGACAAACACCUCAGACCUCAACGACUCAAGAGAAAUCAACUUUGAGUAUCUCAAACACGUUGUACUUAAAUUUAUGUCAUCCAGAGAGGCUGAGGCGUUCCAGCUAAUACGAGCUGUAUCUGUGCUGCUGAACUUCACUCGUGAGGAAGAGGACAUGUUGAAACAAACUCUGGAGUACAAGAUGUCCUGGUUUGGAUCGAAGCCUUCUCCAAAGGGUACCAUCCGGCCUUCCGUCUCAGGCACUUGGACUCACUGGAGCUGAUGAGCAGCAGAAAGAGCUGAAUCGAUGGAGAGAAGGAACCAAAGGACCCCCUCUAGGAGGAAGAAGUCCUGUGGCUCCCAUCACAGAGCAGGACUCUAGCUUUAACCUUUGAACAGCCUCUCACAGUUUUCUCUGUCUCUGUGUGAAAAGGACUGUUUUCUGCUCUUUGGGGACAGAGAAGGGCUGCACGGUAUGUUAAUAAUCAGUUGUUGAUUAUUAAAUUACAUUAUUUCCUUGUCAGUGGUGAAGGCAGAUGGACUUUUGACCAUAUGUUAUAGAGGGUAAACUUAUACACAUAAUUCCCACUGGAGUUUUAAGUGUCUUGAGUCUCACUUUUCUUCCCUGACAUGUGACACAGAUCUGAUGCUUUCUACCCUGUGAAAACAGGAAAAAGUGAUUUAGCAUGUGAGAAAAUGAGACACGGCAUCAGAAACAAAACAGAUUGACUUGACUGUUAGCUUUGGAGCUGCCUCAUUUCUACCCAGAUGCGAACUACACAGGUCGCAUAUUUUUGGUUUCAACAAAAAAACGACGUGACAGUCUUCAUGGGACUAAUGGUGAAGCAUUGAUUGCUAAAGGACCUUUCACCCUUCACUUGGUUAUCUUUCACAGAGGGCUUCAUAAUGAAAAUGUGUAUUUUAAUUUAAUUGGUACAGGUUACCGAAGCUGAUCUGGUUUCAGUAUAAGUGAGAGCUUAUUUAAUAGUACCAGCCAAAUGGACAUAAAUAGUUCACAUUUGUGUCAAAGGAUCUUUAUUUGUCUACAUGUAGAGUUUGAGGCCCCUUUCCCAAAUUUAUCUUAAAAAUGUCCUCCAUCUUUUUAUUUUUACUGGAAAUUAGCUUUUUUUAUUAUCUUUAGAAAUAUUCAUGAUGGCAUUGAAAGGAAUAUGUGUGUAUACUAUGCUCUGAUGGCAAAGGAAUGUUAUUAGUUUAAGACUACUUUACAAAGCUCUUUGCACAAUCAAGGGAAUCCACAAUAGGAUUCCUGUCCAAUAGCACCUCCAAUUUCCAGAAUUGUCAUGAGAAAUGAGAACACUGACAUAUUACCAUUUGUGGUUGAAGAUUAUUAGUCACGAUUACCUGUGCUGAAUUUUAAAUGAGCAAACGUAAGUUAGGUUUGACUCAUUUCUCUUUAGUAUUACAUUUCCAUCAUAUUUCUUCAAGUUAUGUCACUGAAAUCCCCUUUACAAUAUGUUGUUAUAGGACAGCAUAUAGACAGUGUAAACAUUUUUUUUUUAACGAUUCCUUAAAUUUGCAUAAUAAAGAUUUGGGACCAUGGGACGUAUUACAGUGUAAAAAAUAAACUUGUCAGUGCUCUCUAGUUGACAAGACAAUAUAUAAUGGGGUCUAUUGGCCAACAUUUAAACUGACAUGGCCUUGCUGUAGUUCCACAGCUUAUUUAAAUUGCAAUCAAAACCUAGCUUGGCCAUUGGACUGUUACUCUGUUGAGCCUACCAGCAGACCUUGUUUUCAAAUCCUUACUCCCUCACCUAGAUUGGGGGACCCUAAUCUCACCAUGGCACUAAUUUAAACGACCUACUGGCUAAACAUUUGACUAGUUCAGCUUGUUGUGGGAUUAUAUAUACGUAUCUUUGAAGGGCUGCCUUGGAGGCUCAGGUCAGGCUAAAAGGUGUCUUUUCUCAAUUGCUGCUACUGGAGAAACGCGUGUCUGCCACAGCUGAUGCAAUUGAAUGUACAGACCGUCCUUUAACACCGAUACAAAUGAUUUGGACUAUAGCUGUCCAUUUGGCUAAUAUAAAAAUGUGAUAAAAUAAGUGAAUUCCAUGUAAAUGAUGACUGGAAGACCUGCUCUACCUUUACCUGCCUUUGCUAAUGUAAAUAGAAGUACAUUCCACAUGUCUAUUUAUAUAUAGAAAUGUGUACAUAAAGUAUGCAUUGAGAACUUUAUAAAGCAGUGGAUGUAAAUGGUUUGUUGUGACCAGUUUGCAGUAUUUAUCAUCAUCAUCAUCAGAAUCAUCAUCAGAAUCAUCAUCAGACCUGAACCGAUAUGUUUCUGCCUCAGCUUGUAACUCAGUCCCACUGCCCAUCACUAUCCUCCUCCUCCUCCUCCUUCAAUGUGAUGUAAGUCACAACACAAUGAGGUUUAUUUUUUACAUCAGUGGGAAGCCCGGGAAACCUGCAUGUUUGCUGUUUAAUUGCAUUGUUGAAUCCCUCAGGCAGUCCGCUCUGUCUUUUACAGUUCUCAUAAUUUCUAAAAGGCCCUGGACUCAGCAUUUGUAUUAAUUCCAGGGAUAUGCAUACAACCAAAAGCAGAAAUACAUCAGGGUGCUGUCGGCAAGAUUAUCAGUCACAAAAAAGAAAAUUUGAGAUCAGAUUAAUGUUUGAAGUUGUAUCUUCUGAAUACAUAUAUCUGUAUAUUGGGAUACAGGGGUCCAUCUUUGAAUGCAGAACUGUUAUCUUGUGUUACUGAUGUAGUCACCCAAGCUGCUGGGUAGUAUACUAUCUCCAUGAGAAUCAAAACAAACAAUGAAUGCACUUUUUAACCUGAUCCUACUGUGUUAAACCCUGAAACACAACUGUACAAUCACUACAGCUUUUCUGUCUUCUGCUUUUUAUGAUUUAACAAAGAUGUAAUUUUCCCACAUUUAUUAAUAAUAAAUCUGAAAUGGUAAAA
Molecule: messenger RNA, 6214 nt
Organism: Centropristis striata (black sea bass)
Lineage: Eukaryota; Metazoa; Chordata; Actinopteri; Perciformes; Serranidae
Gene: golga1
Product: golgin A1
Exons: 23
Coding region: 1064-3580 (838 amino acids)
Cellular component (GO): Golgi apparatus
Source: RefSeq, a predicted model, not a curated record